AUGAAGCGGGACGACAUCUCCACUGCUGCUGGCUACGUGUCCUCUGCGCCGUCGGAGUCGCAUCGUGAUGAGGACAUGAUGGGCACAGACGUGGAUGGAGAGGAACCAGAUGACUUGGACAAGUUUGAAAAGGAAGUGGAAGCAGAGUUGCAAAGAAUGGAGGAGGAAGAAGAAGUGGAGGAGGUGGAGGAGGUGGAGGAGGUGAACUUGGAGGCAACUGAGCGCGCUCACCCCGCCUUUACGUCAAAGAUGGCCAAGACCCUGAUCCCCACUUUUAACGGUGGAAAUAUUUCCCGCAACGAGCUCUUCAAAGUCUGGCUGGAGAAGGGCCGUGAUUUUUCCCAGGUUGAGGUGGAGAUGAAGCGUCGCUGCGUGCAGAGCAAGUCGCAUGGCGAGAAGGAAGUUUGUUGGAGCAGGCGGCAGUUGGAGAUGGAUGGGAGGUACGACAAGAAUGAGGUGGACACCCUUAUCGCAAAUGCCACUCGGACCGGCCGGUUUAUGGACGACCCAAACUUCCCGGGCAACGAAAAGCUUCGCCAAUACUUCUUGGUCUUGGAGACUUCGAGGGAAAAACGCAACACCUUUGAGGAAGAGCAGAACCUUCGCUCAACAACACGGACGUCAGCCGAUGAAGCCCUUGCCCUGCUCACGAGCGGCGUCUUCACUGAGGACGCUGCGCUGGAGCUCGAAGCUGCCCCUCCUGCUCUCAAUCCUGAAGAGCCGCAGGCAAAGGCCAAGGGGAAACCCAAAGCCAAGAGCAAAGCCAAGGCCAAAGCUAGCCCUUCCGCGGGCCAAUCUAUCCAGAAUUCUCAAGGAGACCAGGGUUCCCCACAGAAUGCCGAAGAAGUGAAGGAGACCACACCCCUUGAGAAAGCCACUGCUUUGAAGAAGGCAGUGUUGAAGGAAGCUGAAGAAGCUCGCACAACUUGCGUUGCCAUUGAGGGGUUGGAGUGCAGCCAAGAGCUCAGCACGUCUCUACAGCAACACGCAGAGGUGAUGACUGAGCUGUAUCGUGUGCUCAAUAAGCUCACGCAGGCCCAAGUGAAUGAUCAAAGCGCUUACUCGAAGCUGUUUGACCAAGCGAAUACGUACAGCGCUUGGUACAAGGCUCGAAAGAAGGUGGCAAACAGUAUGCGCCUUCCCCGGCGGCGGAUCAAAGCAGAUCGGCCUGGAAGCGGGCUGGCGCGUGAGAUCUUGUGGGACUUGACCCGCGGGGAGAUUUGCGUGAGCACGGCCCAACGUUAUGCGGCAGCAGCGUAUGACGACGGCCUCACGGAAGACACGCUUCGUGCUUUAGCGAGUUUGGCCUGCUGGGGAAAACACCAGCAAAACGUGGAGCGGGACUUCCACAGGUGGAUGCCGUACGCGCACGGGUCUCGGCUGACAACCCAUUCAACUGUGAUCGAAGUUUAUGAUCCCGACACGGCUAGUGUCCAACAAAAAGAAAUCCCAAUUUUGUUGGCGUCUGAUGUUUUGCAUUCUCUGUGGAGUCGGCAGAGUGACAAGCUUUGGGAUGUUUGCGUCGGGGUUACCUCAGAGAAAACCUCCGCCUUCUGGACAGCUGCUCAGCACGACUGGGCCUCCGCACAUCCAGUGGUGAAGCCAUCAGGCUUUGAUUCUUUCUGUAAGGUCAAGUGGUUCACUGAUGGAGCACAGUUCAACACCAACCAUGAGCUAUUGAUUUGGAUGUGGAGCUCCACAUUGUCCUCAAAGAACUGGAGCACUAAGUUUCCCUUUGCAGCAAUUCCGAUGCGGUACCUUCCAUCCAAAAUGCUUAGGACCAAAGCCAACAGGGCAGUGGUGCAGGCCAUCAGCUGGGAUUGUAAGAGCCUCCUGGAGGGGCGCUUUCCUCACACAGAUCAAUUUGGCAACGCUUUGACGGGCGACCGAGCUCUCAAGGCAGGGGACCUGAUCUGCGGCGGCUGGCGCGCUGCCUUUGAAUCUUGGACUGGGGAUUGGAAAGAGCGUAGCCUCUCGCACGAGUUCGUGAAAAGGAACUACCAAAGCAUGCGGAUCUGUGACCAGUGCGAGGCUAUCAAACCCUUCGCCAAGACCCCUGCAGCAUUGCUGCCCUUGGUGUUCUCCAACUUCAGUUUGGACGCCCCGUGGACCAAGACAAUCCGAAACCAUGCAACGUACUUGCAAGAAACGCCGCCCUCCAACUUAACUCCUUGGCUCGAAGUACCCGGCUUCGACAUUGCCAGGGUCAGGUGGGAUUCUGCUCACACAAUUUUGUUGGGGGCAGGAAAGGACCUGGCUGCAGCUUUCCUUGUUGACCUCGCUUUGCGGCAGCAUUAG
Molecule: messenger RNA, 2298 nt
Organism: Effrenium voratum
Lineage: Eukaryota; Dinophyceae; Suessiales; Symbiodiniaceae
Source: the annotation of a GenBank genome assembly